This is a messenger RNA of Nasonia vitripennis (jewel wasp), 2124 nucleotides long. RefSeq lists its product as uncharacterized. The record is from RefSeq and is a predicted model, not a curated record. The transcript has a single exon. NCBI's taxonomy places the organism in Eukaryota, Metazoa, Arthropoda, Insecta, Hymenoptera, Pteromalidae. Bases 1 to 2124 code for a protein of 707 amino acids.
AUGGACAGCGAAAAUAACGUUGCCUCGGAGCCGAGGGGAGCUGUGGAUGUGACCUCAGCAGCUCCAAUCGGGGCGGAGUUAAACGCCGAACCUUGCGAAGGUCGCAACCAAAGGAGGGAGGCUGCCUUAAGUGCUCAAACACGCCGGCGAAAUCCGGCCCGCCGAGCUCGGAAUGCCCAACAGGCUGACGAGCCCGGCGAUGAUGAGGAAAUAGAGACACACGGGCCUCUAACUAUCCGGACGGCGGUGCCGAUGGAGAUUGUCGCAAUAGCGAAAAACCCACAGGCCUGUCCCAAAUGCCUGCAGGGAGGUACCCAACUUCUCUACAUGGGCAGCUGGGAACUAAGCAGGCACCUUAAUAAAGAACACCCGUCAGUCGACGUGACCUGGGUGUGCGGUGCUUGCCAAAGGCGCUGCACAACGCUCAGGUCGUGGAGCUGUCAUGUUCCGCACUGUAAGGGGCGACAAGAACCAAAGGAUCUGCCGUUCAAAUAUGAGCAUUGCAGCUUGUCGUUUGACUCGCAGAUCGGACUCUCUCAGCACGAGAGGCAUGUCCAUCCAGAGGUACGAAACGAUAAGCGCGCGGCAGAGGCCAAUAAGCCAAAGGGCAAGAGUGGCCGUAGGCCUUCUAUAUGGUCCGACGAAGACUUGCUGCUUAUCCGGGAAUUAGAGAGCGAAUACCAUGGAGCUCGAAAUAUCAAUGAAAGAAUAGCUGAACAUUUCCCGGAUAGAACAGGCAGACAGGUGUCGGACGCCCGGAGGCGUAAGGACUAUGCCGCGCUCCGAGGGAGAGGAGGCCCGCAAGGCCCAGCAGAAGGAGUCGAGGCCAUCGAAGAGGUAGACGAAGGCGAAAUCCCUGAAGGGGAAGAGCUGGUCGCCACCGAUGCGCCCGCGCUGGAAAGCAGUUCUCAGCAAGAUCGAGAGUGCAGCCCGGCAGUGGGAUCCGAUGAACAAAUCGAGGACAGCAGUGACGACGACGAAUUCAGCGACGCAUUAGGAGAAAUAUCACUCCCAGAACCUCUCUCGUUUGAACGCACAACAAUCUCACCACCUCCUCGAGAUGACUGGAAAGGCCCAAUGAGGUGGGAGAUUUGCAAUGCGAGCGAAGAAGCCGGAAGUUACGCAAACUGGGUGACUGGACUGCAGGAGCUAGUCAGGAACAAUGCGCUGAGUGAAAUAGGACUAGACUCCCUGUAUGACCAGCUCAUCCAGAUUAUGCGGCACCCUUCCGAUGACAACGAACAGGAUCGCCUUCAAUUGAACGCUAGAGGCCCCCCACGAAGGGGCCACCGCAAGAACCGACGGCGCCGUCGUCUCACGGCAGCUGAUCGAAAGCGGUUUGCCUUUGCCAGGUGCCAAGAUCUUUGGAACAACAACCCAAAGAAGCUAGCCGAGUUAGUGAUUGCCAAUGACCUGUCCAUUCUCCAAAGGCGCCAAGCGCCAGGUAGAACGGAGACACAGACUCUGUACAACGAGCUGUGGGGGAGGGUCGGACCUAAUAUCGAAGCGCCAAGGCGCACCGAAGACCCGAUACCCGUAUCGAGGAUCUUCACUCCGAUCACUCCCCAAGAGAUAAUGGGCAGAAUCAGGCGAAUUAAAAACGACUCGGCAGCGGGUCCUGACGGGGUAACGAAGGACGACCUGAGAGGAAGAGGAGUCAGCAUAGCCCUCUCCAAGCUGUUCAACUCGAUCCUGCUAGCGGGUUACUACCCAAAGGCAUGGAGAGAGAACAGAACAACCCUUCUGCCGAAGCCAGAAAAAGAUCCUACUGACGUUAAGAACUGGCGGCCCAUUACCAUCAGCUCAAUGGUUAGUCGAGUCUACUCAGGCUUGCUUGACCAGCGAGUGAGGGCCGUCAUUAAGCAGUGUGAUCGGCAGAAAGGAUUCACGGAGGAAAAUGGCUGUUUCAGCAACAUACAGUUGUUGGAUGACGCCGUAUCGAACGCAAAGAAAGCGGGCGGUGUCAUUACUAUCUUGGAUGUUUCGAAAGCAUUCGACACUGUCCCGCAUGCCGUGAUCCAAGGGUGCUUGGAGAAAAAAGGAAUCCCCGAAACCGUGGCCGCCUAUAUCUCGAGCAUGUAUCGCGACUGCUCCACUGCAAUCCGAACGAGGAGCGGGACGUAA